Messenger RNA from Onthophagus taurus, 932 nucleotides. RefSeq names its product ribonuclease HI. Gene Ontology annotation, biological process: DNA replication, removal of RNA primer. Gene Ontology annotation, molecular function: RNA-DNA hybrid ribonuclease activity; nucleic acid binding. Lineage: Eukaryota; Metazoa; Arthropoda; Insecta; Coleoptera; Scarabaeidae. The record is from RefSeq and is a predicted model, not a curated record.
UUUUAAACCUAACCUCAAUUUUAUUUCAUUAGUUUUUAACCGUAUUUCAAUUAAAUGCGAACAUUUUUAAUAAAUUUGGUGGAAUUUUACUACGUAAACGUUAACAGCUUUAAUUUUUAUACUUUGAGACUUUUACCUAACUUUUCAUUGCGUUUAUCUAAGAAUAAAAUGUCUUCAAAUACCGACAUAAUACAAUCCUUAAAUACUCGAUUAAGCAAAGCUGAAAGUGAUGUUAAGCGAUUAAUGAAAGAAAUUGCUUCAAUAAAGGGGAGUAUGCUUCAACUUGUAAAUGAAAAUCCUACAUCUAUGCAUGUUAAAAGGGAAUUUUCAACUGAUGCAACAAAUAAUUUUGAUGAUGUGUUAGAUACUCAACCUUCAAAGCGUUUUAAACAAUCCCCCACACAAAGUGAUUUUACAUAUAAGUCUGAUCAUGUUGUUGUUUAUACUGAUGGAGCUUGUGAGAAUAAUGGGAAAAAGAAUGCUAAAGCAGGAAUUGGAGUUUGGUUUGGAAACAACCAUGCUUUAAACUAUUCAGCUCCUGUCAUUGGAAAAGCCACUAAUAAUGUAGCAGAAAUCCAGGCUUGUAUUAAAGCUAUAGACAUUGUUUAUGAGUUAGGAAAUAAGAAAUUAUUAAUAAAAACCGACUCUCAAUUUGUUAUAAACGCGAUGACGUCUUGGAUAGUGAAAUGGAAGAAAAAUAAUUGGACCCUAUCGACUGGUGGUGAGGUUAAAAAUAAAGAGGAAUUUAUAAAAUUGGACCAAUGUUGUAAUAAAAUGGAUUCAAUUAAAUGGGAAUAUGUUGCUGGUCACAAAGGAAUUGAAGGAAAUGAGGGAGCUGAUCAGUUAGCUCGAAAAGGGGCUUUAAAUUAUAGAUAGUUUUAGUAAGAGUAAGAUUAUUAAUAAAUUCCACUUAUUUAUUUUUGAAAUGUUUA